UUGUAAUAUUCAGAGGAGGCUGCGAUAUUGGAGUGUGUACUGUUUUCUCUGCCCCUGCGGAUCUGAGUUACUCAAUAUUGGGGGGUUUUGUGUUCGGUGGUAGUUCCUUGGGCCGCGCUGGUAGUUAGCUAAUUGGCCAGGAUAGUGGCCUUACACGUUUCCACACUACCGACUCUAGGCAGCGACAUUAAUUGUGUAAUAAUAAUCAGUGGAAGAGUGCACAGGAUACUGUGUCGCACCGCACGUUAUCUUCAGGCAGUAUCACCCACUUAAGGAGAAGAACACUAUCGGCCGAGAGUGCAGCACGGCGGCUACUUGCGAAAGUGUUAUUUAAUUUUCUCCGGCGAAUACCGCACGAAAUUGAUCUCUAGUGGUGACUUUCCGUUUCUGAUAAUGGAAGUCUGCUGAAAACUUCCCCAACAACGUCUGAUAGACCUGAAAGACUUGGCAGACAAUUAUCUGGUGGAUGCCGGGACUUCGCCCAUCCAAUUCGAAUUAAUAAACAUUCCAAGUUUGUGUUUUUUCUUGUUUGUGGCUUUAUUCAGUUCGUUCUGCUGGUGGCGGCGGAGGCAGCUUAGUCAGCGGGUGUUACCGGGACUAUCUCGGCUUCUGUUUGCUCUUCUCAUUAUUCAUAUCAAACUUAUCACGGCACAACGAAUUUCAAAUCACUACCUUCCUCCUGACUAUGGGAACGACUCUUUGGCCAAGCAAUUACUUGGGAAAAUGAUAGCAGCUUCAUAUGGGCUGAAAUAAACACUGAAUAAAUAAAUAAAUAGGAACAAGAAUAUUUUCAAAAUGAAGAAGAUCAACUCGGGAUACAGUUCAGAUUCUGAACAAAAUAACAAACAAGACUUAAGUAUUCUGCGGAAACCAAUUACAACAGGACUGACAGGAUUUCUUGAGGCAAAACGUGCAUAUGAUAAUGGGACUGAAGAGAUUCGGCGAAUCUUAACAAGAGAAUGUGAUAUCCUAUACGAAUGUAAGGUUUGCCGAAAUAUGUUUCGGAGCUUUACAAACUUCAUAAGUCAUAAGAGAGUUUAUUGUCGCACAGCAUUCAGUAAUUUAUCAAAUCAUUUCAAUAUCAACAAUGGAUCCAUAGAUGUAGCAACAAUCAUUCAGAAGGAACAGGACUUCGUAAAUCACAGUACAACAAACGAUAAUAAAAACACAGAAAAUUCAAACAAAGAUUUAAGUAGCAUCGUUGAACGACUAUUGAAGCGGGAACAAGCAAAUAGUGUAAUGAAACUAAGCGAUUACUACGAUCAAGUGAACAACAAAUUAACUCAGGAUGAGCUUCUACGCAAGAAACACGAAAUACAACUUGAUCGCGUUCCUAAUAGCAAUGUUGCAGUCUAUCAGACGAUUAAACGGGAAAAUUGCGAUAAUAUUAAAAAGGAGGUGACUGAAGUUAAUGACCUUAUUCACAAGAGAACGGUGAUCGGGUCUGACGGGAAGGUGAUCGUAAAUGAUAAGAAAGUAGUGAAGAAUAGUUCUGUAGAAUCGAGAUUUAAGGAGAACAAGAAAAAUAUAGACAGUGAGGAAGUGUCCUGUGAUGUUUGUAAUUUGAAAUUCUUAACGGAGAAGACACUGAAACUUCAUCUUCAAACUAAACAUAUCUCGACAACAUUCGUAUAUCAGUGUCCUUCCUGUUCUCAAACAUUUUUGCAGCCACAUGCUGUGUUCCGACAUUUAAGUAAUGAUCAUAAAAAAUCACUGCGUCGUAUCCGAUUGAUGCGAGAUUCCAUUUUGAAGAGAUGUGUUCGCAUCGACGAAGUUCAGACAAGAGGGCCGAGUCGGGAACUUGCCCGCCUUCAGACAGACAAUGAAAAGCGUCAUGCAGAAAACAAAGCUUGGAUGAACAAAUCCGACCUUUCGAAUAGUUCGCCUAUGUGUGCGUAUUGCGGGAAGACAUUCGAAAGAAAGGCGGUACUUACUACACACCUUAACAAUUGCCCGAUGAAGAAUAAAUGUCCUGGACCGCAGACACGACGGUUCACAGAAAUGGCUAAUUCAACCAGCAAUUGCAGAAACGGCAAUGAUCAACCCAGGACGCCAUCAAUCUUGAAUGGAUAUGAUCUUAAUGAACUUAGAGAUAUUAAGGAGCUGGACUUGAAUAAUCCAGACGAAUACAUGAGCUUAAGUGGUGCCCCAUCACGGGAUGGAUCGCCUGUUAACAAAAGGAAACGUAAACGUACAUGCAAAGUACUCCAAGGCGCAGAUUCAAUGGCGGACGCAUCAGAAUCGCUGAAUGAAUUGUUUUGGAAUAUUAAUAAUUCAUCGGAAAAUAUGGCAUUAAAAACGGUUUCAUUACAUAAAUCGCCAUCUUCGACGCCCCCGCCUGAUACUAAAUCAGACUCUCAGAAACAAGACCAAAUAGUUGAAAAAAAUGAUAAAAGUCCUGAGUCAGAGUCUGCUUUGAAAAGUCACAAACAAGUGUCCUUUUAUUGUAGAAUUUGUGUGAAAAAGUUCGAUGUAUUGAGUAAUCUUCGAAGACACAUUUCUAUGUUUCAUUAUCGUAAACGUAAAUUCGGCUGUAAAUUAUGUGAUUAUCGUGCGUUUAGAAAAUAUGAUGUCAUCAAUCAUUUGAAUUCAAAUCAUUCAAUCACAGGCGAAAGGGAGGAGGUACUCCACUAUGUCAUUGUGAAAGAAUCGAAAGGUGAGCGGAACGAAGAGAAUAUCGAUGCUGAUGUAAUUAUUGAUGAGAACGGCACGCUUGAUGUCGAAGUAUCGCCGAAAAACGUUGAAAAGAGACGUCGUCGAACUAAAGUCAAGGAGCCUUCUAAAUCGCCAGCUGAGAGUCCCCCUCGGGAAACUCCUGUGAAUACAGAAGUGAAAAAUGAGUCAAAAUUCACUAGAACACCAUCAAACCUCUCUUUGUCCUCGAAUGAAGAAGGGUCGUCAUCGUCCCUCUCAAAACGACCGAUAAGGAAUCGAGUGAAACCUGUAAACAAAGAUUUUGUAUAUGAUUUGUCUAAUUUAUUGAAAAAAGACAUGGUUCUAUCCGAGAAAACUCAACGUCGAAGGAAUACACAAUGUUUUCUAGACGACAGCAGUCGAGAUAGUACCACGCCACCUACUCUUUCGAAUGGCGAUACCUCUCCCCAAGCGGAGACCACAGAGGUGCCACGAAAUCCCAAUAUUAACCCUAAUAUAAAAGGUGCCGCCCUGAUUAUGGCGCACGCAGCGGUUUCCUCAUUUUCGGCUUGUUUUCACAAACCGCCUGAGCUUCCAGCGGAACGUCCGUCAAUCAUCACUCGUAUAGUGCCAGCUGUAACUGAUUCUAAAUCGUCAGAAUGGUCCCUACUCAAACCUCCAGAAAGUCGUCGCUCAUCCGAUGACAACAUCUUCCAGUCUGUUGGAAAAAAGCGACGUCAAGACGCGAGCACUAAUUCAAACGCAAACACAAAAACUGCCAGCAGUAUCUCUGAAAUCCUUCCGCCAAAAAUUGAAAUCAACAUCAACGGCGAUAGCAAAGUCAAACUCGUAUCUGAUCGGACGCAGGAUGAAGGGAGCGAUUCCGAGAAAAUCAUAGUGAAAUUGUUCUCAACCGAAAAGGAAUUCAAAGAACGUCUCGUGGCGAAUAAACUAACCGACCCGGGAACGACAUCACCAAAUCCUGCCUUCAUUGAUUCCACUAAAUUACCAUCAUCAUCGUCGGCAGCGGCCACGAACGGCAUCGGUUCUUCGUCUCAAUCUCAGCGAUCAGUUAUACAAUCCAGCGGGGUCCCACUGCCGCCGACGAAGCGAAUUGCGAUGCUGGAACGCUUAGUCGAGAAUAAAAAAAUACGAGGAAGUUUUCUUAAGUUAUCUUAGACUCAUUAAAAUCAAAAAAGAACUGUGUGAAUGUGUGAAGUGUAUUUAUGUUUAGUUAUUAUUUAUAGGUGGUAUUUCUUAAAAUGCUUCAUUUGAUUGAUUGAAACGUUAUUUUAGUUCUAAUGAUAAUGAUUUAACUGUAGCAGACAUGUGGCUUAGCGUACUGAUCUACACUGUUGAUAUAUUAAUUUCUAAUUUAACUACGUAUGUGGAGACAUAAUGUUAAUUUGCCCAAGUAAGUUUUUAAAAAAGAGACCAGUUAAGGAUUAAAAUAACUGGAUUUCUAAAAAAAUCAUGGAAAAAUAAUAUUAUAAUUAAUAUUCUGUAAUAUUGAAUAAAAGUUACCUUUAAUUCUGUUAUCGUACUAUCUGGAGGAUAAUUUAGUUUGGAAUAGAAAGACUAAAUCAUUAAAAAAAUUAAAUGCUUUUCGCGAUUGUCGCGAUUAAGGAAUAAAAAUCUAUUCAACC
This is a messenger RNA of Hermetia illucens (black soldier fly), 4280 nucleotides long. RefSeq lists its product as uncharacterized. Bases 796 to 3813 code for a protein of 1005 amino acids. The record is from RefSeq and is a predicted model, not a curated record. The transcript is spliced from 7 exons. Lineage: Eukaryota; Metazoa; Arthropoda; Insecta; Diptera; Stratiomyidae.